UUCAGUGUCUCUUUAGCCUUGGCGAGGGGAAGACGGUCGAAGACGUUCACCAGCUCAACUCACCCCUCAUUCUCACUCACUCACUGCCCUCCACGUGCGUGUUACCAUAGUGAGCUUCCCCCUCUCUCUCUUUCUCUCUCUCUCUUCUCCGUCUCCCUCAUCAUAGGAGAAAGAAGAUAUUUGGAAGUGAGAGACAAGUCAGGUACAGGAAGCCGACACAAACUGCCAUAACCAUGACACACAACACUGUAUGGUUGCUAUGGUUACCGGUAGCGUUGUUUAUGCUUACAUCAGCAGCAGUGGCACCAGAUGAUUAUGACAUCACCCCAUUGGAGGACCCUCUGCAGCCUAUCUGGAAUCGCCUGGACUCCCUCUCGUCAGAUAUGGUCAAUGGCUUCAUGACCCAGAGAGAGAGCCUAUCUCAGAUGCAGUCGAAAUUAGAGGAGAAAUUCGGAGCUCUGAUGUCACGGGUCACCCUCAAAAUGACAGCCAUUAAUAAUAUGAUAAUGAACAAUCAGGGACAGGUAGACAACAAGGUGAUCCAGAUGAACAGUACUCUGACGUCGUGGCUGCAUAACUUCUACCAGGAUCACAUGUUGGUCGACUCAGAAGAACGUAUGCAGAAGAUAGAACAGCAUGUGGACGUCAAAGUGGCAGGUCUGGAGAACAGAAUCGACAGCGCAUUGGGGGCCUUGGAAGGUCGAGUGAGAACGACCUCUGGCAGCAACAGCACCCCAGUCGGCGGCACUAUACCCUCGGGCUCCACAGCUGACAUGGAACGAAGGAUCAUAACCCAAGUAACGAGUGCAGUGACUUCCUUGGAGACUGGUGUGAGGGAACAGCUGACUGGACUCACUCAGAACGUGGACACCAUCAACACACAUGUCACCAAGAUCAACGAGAGGAUGUCGCUGGGGGGCGGGGAAGUAGAAGGAGAGUCCGGUGGUGAAUCUGGCUUUUGCAGGACCCUGGAGGAUAAGGUCUCCGAGCUAUUGAACAACGGAGGAUCACAAGGCACCUGUUCCUGUCUGAGCCAAGAGAUUGUUGGCAAUAUAACAUCAGCGCUCAACAGGGUGAUAGAUACCCCAGCAUUCCUCCCCCGAGACUGUUCUGAUCUACACUGGCAGUCCCCUGAGGCUCCUAGUGGUGUGUUCCUGACGUACCCUAACAUGGACUCUAAGAGUCCCGUGUCAGCUUGGUGUGACAUGGGUGGGGAAGAGAGUAACAAGGAUGAAGGUGGCUGGACUGUUAUUCUUAGGAGGCGUGAAUCUGACUUUGGACAGGUUCUGUUUAAUAGGUCCUGGGAUGAAUACCGCCAAGGGUUCGGUGAUCCGUCGGAGGGAGAAUGGUGGUAUGGCCUGGCCUCCAUCCACGCCCUCACCUACCGCCAGCCCUACGAGGCCCUAUUCCUCCUGCAUGACAUCGAGCAGGGCAGCUUCUAUGCCAAGUACACUACCUUCAGGGUGGAAGAUGAACUCAAUAAGUUCCGGCUGGUGGUGGGAGGCUUCAGCGGGAACGUGACGAUUGACUCCCUCGCCUCCAAGCAUCACAACAGUCCCUUCAGCACCUGGGACCAGGAUAAUGACGAGUGGGGGACUGGCAGCUGCGCCGUGAGUAACAGUGGUGGAUGGUGGUUCAACGCCUGUCACUAUACCACCCUCACAGCGCCCCUCCCCACCUCUAACAAUCGUACGGCUAAGACAAUCCGAUGGAGGACUGAUGACGCCUGGCUCGUUUUCAAUGACGUUACUGUACAGAUCCGCCCUACCAACUACGCUCAGAGAUUCAACGCUCAAGACUGAGGUUAUGCUUAAGGUUCUUAGAUGUAGAGUUAUAUGUAAACACUAGAAAUUACCUUUAUGUGAAAACAUAAUAUUUCUAUCAGUAUUAACUGUUCCAAUUAUAAGUUAAGAACAACACAAUAAACUGAACUGACAUUAGGAAUAAAAUCUUCAUUAUUAUUCAAAUUAUAAUAAAAAACUAAAAUAAAGUCGUUUUAUGUUUUUCAUCACAAUUCAGCUGUUUAUUUCUCUACUGACCUGACUGAUGGAUUUUUUUAUAGAAUAGUUUCACUUAGUCAAUAGUCUUUAUCUAUCCUGUAAUUAAAAAGUAGCAGAUACUUAUAUUUUUUCAAGGUUGGGUUAACUCCUCUAAUACUUAGUUACUUACUUAAAAUAAAAACAUAUCCUUGUCCAUCCUGUAAUUAAAAAAUAAUAGAUAAUCAUUGUACAAAUAGGGAGUCAUUAUAGUUAGUAGUAUGGUAGAUGUUGUGUAUUAUUUGCAUAUAUUAAUUGAUUGGUAAUGUUAGCUAAUAGUGCGAGAUAAUAGGGAAGUGUUGAUGUACACCCACUAAAAAAUUAUUCGGCACCCUUACAAUAUGACACGGGUGCCGAAUAAUUGUUUUAGUGGGUGUACCUAUUAAGAAAAAAUAGGCGAUAUUAAUGGGGAAAUAGGUGAUAAAUUAACGUCUAUUAGUGCACAUAAUAGAAAAUAAUGGACACUACAAAUAUACUAAUGAACGGGAGUUUGUAUCCAUACCAUAAAGAGAAAAUGGGCGAUAACUGUCCCUUUCCCCCCUUCACCUCCCUUCCCAUUAACGUAUCCAUAUAAAACUAAUGAACUACACCAUUAUCUUACUCUGGGGGCGGGCGGGGGACAGGGAGGGUGGUGAGGCAAGUACUUGAUGACACGACUGGACAAACACUUGGUAGACUCAGACACCAAGAACUAAGUAUGACUGGUAACUAAGAGAGAGGAUUAUUUUAUUUUAUUUUAUUUUUAUUUUUUUUCGUGUUAAGUAUUUCGUUAAAUGUGUGAUUUUGGCAGAGAGAGUGACACACACACACACACACACACACACACACACACACACACACACACAUAAUGAAAAUAUAUACAUAUAGACAUCCAAGGUCACAUGUAGCCCCAGUCAGGUCAAAUGUCAGUCGAGGGUCAAUGGGACACUUAAAACUAAUUUCGUGGAUCAGUGAUGCGUUUGUGAGGGUUGGUGGUGGUAGUGAGAGAGCGAGAGAGUUGGCAUGGGGGAAAGAGGAGAACAGUGUGUGUGUGUGUGUGUGUCGGAUCUUCGCCACUUGAGUGUAGAUUCUCGGAAUAUCUUAAGUGGUCCUCGUCUGAGAAUUAUCAUAACCUCUCGCUCAGCCGCUUGAGUGUGUUGAUAAAAUUAUUAAGGGUGAGAUGUUAUAGUGGUAGUCUCUCUCUCUCUCUCUCUCUCUCUCUCUCUCUCUCUCUCUCUCUCUCUCUCUCUCUCUCGUAAUAAAACUGGGCCAGUGAGAGAUUAAGGAUAAUUCCAGUCGGCUUACCCAGAAUUAUGACAAUUUUUGCUUUACACUGCGGCUGAUCAGGUCCGUGUGUGUGGUGACGUACUGUAUUCUCUAUGUUCAUAUUGUAUACAGUGUUAUAUGACUAGAUUUAACUGAAAGAAAAAAAAAACAGCUGUACAAGUUGUAACCACGCACUAUUUUCUGUAUCAACACACACACACACACGUUGCCAGGUUAACUAGCAAUACACAGUACCACCCCAUCAUCAGGUUAUAUAAACAGCACUCUCCUCUGUUCUUGUUGAGUUUACAAAUAACAUCUACAUGGUGGUUAAAAGGAGGAGACUAACAACAUCUCUGUGCGUUUAAGAUACAAGAGACGCUAUAGAGAGUAGCCUUUGACACUGUCCUAGCGUACCACACUAUAUAUUCUGUUACUUGUUCUUCAAUAGUCAUUCUUCUUACUGGUUCGAUUUUCACCACAUCAGAGAACAUAAGAUUGUCAGUCAUUUUUAAUUGUAAUUUUUAGAUGAGUUUUUACAAGUUUAUUGGUUUUAUUGUUUUAGCUUAUGAGUCCAACAGGGUUUUAUUGAUGUUUUUAUUUGUUUUUUAAUUUUUCUGUAUCUGUAUCGGUUACUGUCCUGUAAUUUACCUGUCUAAUUUUUGUUCCUGUACUUGUUUAUCUACCUGUACUGUUGUUUCAGUCCCUGUACUAGACUAAUUACCUGUAACUGUGCUAAUUGUAUGUUACACCUGUUUUACAUACACCUUAAAUCUUGCUACAUAAAUUGAAAAUAUUAAAUACCUUACAAAGUUAUCCAUUGUAGCAAAAUAGAACGAGGAAAGACAGUGAUUAAAUAAAAAAAUAUAUAAAAAGAACUA
Homarus americanus (American lobster) is the source of this 4162-nucleotide messenger RNA. Its product is annotated as angiopoietin-related protein 4-like. The transcript is spliced from 6 exons. Lineage: Eukaryota; Metazoa; Arthropoda; Malacostraca; Decapoda; Nephropidae. The record is from RefSeq and is a predicted model, not a curated record. Bases 234 to 1802 code for a protein of 522 amino acids.